Messenger RNA from Exserohilum turcica Et28A, 543 nucleotides. RefSeq lists its product as uncharacterized. Lineage: Eukaryota; Fungi; Ascomycota; Dothideomycetes; Pleosporales; Pleosporaceae. The record is from RefSeq and is a predicted model, not a curated record. The coding region runs from base 1 to 543 and encodes 180 amino acids. The transcript has 2 exons.
AUGUCGCGCUCAUCAGAUACCCCAGCCGAAGACACACGUACGCGUCUCCGCGCUACAGCCACAGCAUUCACGCCGCAAGCCAAGACCAGUGCAUCAGGGGCACUUUUCCACGAGGGCGAAAACGAGCCAUGCCUCCAGAAUGACAAGAUCAAGCAGCUAUACACGUCAUCUGUAAUCAGCGAAGCACCAAGCGAGUCCCCAAACGAAUCGCGCCCUACAAGCUCAGCACAUGCGUGUCCCACGUGCUCCCAACUGACGCAAACGCUCGUAUCACUUAGCCACGCGCAGGCCAAUCUCAAGUCGCAACUGCAGCGCCUGGAGCGCGAAACCCCCGUGGAAAAACUAAGCCGACUCUGCGCGCAGCAUGACGCCGAGAUCAAGACGCUGAAGGAAGAAGUAGAUGCAUUGGCCAAGCAAGAUGAAGCGCUCAAGGUGGAGAUUGCGGGGGACGAGGAAAAGCUGAGGGGAUUAGAGAAGGAGGUGACAAAGCUGAGACCAAAGGAGGCGUUUACGGUUGUGGUUAGGGAGGGAAAGAAGAAGUGA